CGCUGGGGCGUGGUGAGAGCCUGUAGAAGGAAUGAACUGCAUGAUGCAGCCAGAUGCCCCAACUCCGUCACAAGUGGCGGAUGUCUCUGACGUGUCAGCUUCCAGAACUGCUGGGUAUGCGGCUCACCCACUUCCAUUGGCCCCUGGCAUCAGACAGGACCACACUCAAUCCUUUCUCAGCUUUCGAAAGUCACACCUGGAGAAGCGCAAAAAUGACAUGCCAUCAAGACUGGAUUGGCUACUGUCAAUUAUUGGUGGCGGAGAUGCAGAGCAGUUGUUGUACUUCGUGGAGGCGAACAAGCAGCUCUGCGAAACUACACAACCUGGCGAGACUUGUGCCCACUGCAGUGCCAGAGUGACAAACAACAGCAGAUCCAGAGCUGACGACUAUCAACCUGCUAAUCGCUGCACAAUUUGCCAAAGGUGGCAUUGCGAGAAGCAUUGCAAUUUCGUGGUGACCCUGAGUUUUGCAACUCGAGUUGUGAAGCUCCCGUGCUGCGAGAAGUGCUACCGGACUGUGGCCUCUCUGUUGAAGAGUGUCAAACACAUGGGACGACGAUGGUGUCUUCGCCGGAAAGGGAAUUUGUACAUACGUCUGGCGUGUGCUAUUGAUUUUGGAAAUCCUAGAUGUUGCCAAGGAUGUCCUGCGAUGGCACCAGGACCGAAGUAACAUGUUGUCCAGUCAGAGACGCUGCACGUUUUUUACUAGUUUUUCCGACACUUUCCCUAGGAUCAGCUCCCAGAUUGUCUUUCAGAGACGUC
Durusdinium trenchii is the source of this 762-nucleotide messenger RNA. The record is from the annotation of a GenBank genome assembly. NCBI's taxonomy places the organism in Eukaryota, Dinophyceae, Suessiales, Symbiodiniaceae.